AUGGAUGAUCUUUCUUCAAUUCGACGAAGCACUUCAAGAACACCAGUUGUUCCUCUGGCCGGGGCAACAAUGUUGGAGAUUAAGGAAUUUAUUGAGAAAAAAUCAUUAAACAGCUUAACAGACAUGUUAGAAAAACAAAGAUCUCAAAGUAAGAAGAAAGAUCACGAGAUGAAGAGGAGAAGCCUGAAGAAGGGAAAGAAGCAGCACUCGGAAGAGGAGUUUGACCCCAGCCAGUGGAGGCAGAGCGUCUUCUCCCUGCAGCUGGCCAUCAUGCCUCUGCUUGCUGGACAGCAAACUGUCAAGAGCCGGGGCAGUGACAAGUCGGCCAACAUUUUGGAUUGCCUUUUGACUUUCAAAACCGAAGUGCCUAUCAUGACCGAGGAGCAGAAGCUGGAAUUAAACCCCCUGAUCAUAAGGAUCGACUCUGUUUCCUGCCUGCCGUCACAACCUGUGCCUAUUCAGGAACUACAGAGGCUGUGCACCCCCGUCUACUGCAGGUACCGCUUCCACAAGACCCCGGUGCACAGGACCGAGGAGCGGCCCCACGGGACCCACGUUUACUUCGAGGACAUCAAUGUCAUCUGCCUGGGAGCCAUCCACCCCAGCGACCUGCGGGAGUACCUGGAGGGUCCCCCCAUGGUGGUGGAAGUCCACGAUCGGGACCGUAAGUCGGACGAGUCCUCCCGCAGGCCCACCCUGUUUGGGGAGGACCCCCUGGAUUCCCACGGGAACAUCCAGUCCUUCAUCUCCUCCAAGGAGACGGAGGACAACCCCUUUGAGUCUCAGAACAAGACCUGGGACCCUCACGGAGUCGCCCGGGUCAGUUUCGCGGACCUCCUCCUUGGCCACAAGUACCUGAACCUGGUGGUCCCCAUCCAGCGCUGUGAGCCCAAGGCCACCCUCGGCCUCCAGGGCAGCCGAUGCAGGAGGGUCUCGAGGUUCCAGAUCCCAGCCACCGAGGUCCUCCAGCACAACCCGAUGCCCGCUGGAAACUACUUGGAGGCCAACUCAUUGCUCAAACUGCGAGUGGACGUGGCGGUGCCUCUGACCACCUGGGCCAAAGCCCAGGGCGUGGACUUCCUGGGCAGCCACUUUGGCCGCAUCGUGUUCGUGUUCAGUGCCCAAGACCUGUUCCUGCUUCACAGUCUGCUGAAGGACAUCACCCUGAUCAACGCCAAGGCCCUGGAGCUGGACUCCUAUCCCACCGGGACCGUCCAGCAGAUCCUCUCGGCCUUCAAGAUGCGGGUCAACAUCCAGCAUCAGGAGCAUCUGGACGUCCUGACGGGCUUCCACCUGCUGGAUGGGAACCUCCACCUCUUUGUUCUGGAAGGCUUGGCCGACGGGGGCCUGCGGCAGCUGUGGGAGAGCCACCAGAGCCGAAUCCCCAUGUUGGAGCUCAGGAAAUACAAAGUGCUCUACAACUCGCAGCUGCUGUUCCGCCACCGCCUCUACGCAGACCUGGAGACCGUCCUGUACCACGUGCACCUCUUCAGGCCCCUGUCGCUGCUCAUGCGACAUCCGGGGCUCUACCUGCGCGACGCCAUACCGCAUAAGGCCUUCCAGGCACUGGCCAGAAUCUACAACAUCUGCUACCACAGUACCAAGCUCAGGGAGGUGAUCGUCAGAGACUUGCUACCUUCGUCCGCCAUGAUCAAAGACUUGAGCCAAGAGUUUGGGCUCCCCAUCUCUCAAGAGGACCUCAUGGAUCAGAAGCUACCUACCAUCUCCCCUCAGCCUGUCCCCAAUCUUGAAGGAUCCCAAAGUCAGGUCUCCACCCUCAAUUCCAAGAUCCUUGCCCACCAGGAGAAGUACCUGCAAUGGCGGAACAACAUGCUCCUGACGACGAGAGAGAAGCACUACCUGAUCCAGAAAAACAUCAUGAAGGCCUUCCAGGCCACCAAGAGGCCUCCUGUCCCCAAGGCCAAGAUGAUGCGAAUCUCAACUGCCCUGGACAAGGGUGUCCACAACUACAGUGUCAUGACCUUCAACUCCGCUGUGCUUGCCAAGAAGGAACUGUGCCAAGAGAUGGCCAAGGAGCCAGGGAGGAGGUUCACGUACUCACAGAACUACCUGUCCGCCAUUGUGGAGCCUCAGGACUCGCAGGAAGAGAAGAAGAAAGCCCGGGAGAAAUCCCGCCAGGCCUGGCUCACAGUCACUGGGUUCCAAGUGACAGGUCUCCAUGGUGACAUCCUCCAUCAGGAUUUCCCACUGCCAGCCAUCGGAGAGUUCCAUGAGGAGUGGCAGGAACACCAGGUGCUCGAUCGCCUGCUGUACCCCAUGUUGGAUCGGGGCCGGUGGAGCUGGGACCGGCGCCACCUGGACUUUGAGCUGUACAAGAAGCCACCGCCUUUCCUGGAGGUGCCCCCUCCUCCAACCCGGAAGCCCGUUGCAGAUAACUGGGGAGACCGUGCCCAGCUGCAUGUCCCCAACCACCAGCACAAUGGCGACACGGUGACGGCGAUUCUCUUCCCUGUCUCUGCUCAGGAGCUGCGGUGUGGCCUCCUGCAGUUCUCCACCUUCUGA
This is a messenger RNA of Marmota flaviventris (yellow-bellied marmot), 2523 nucleotides long. The record is from RefSeq and is a predicted model, not a curated record. Lineage: Eukaryota; Metazoa; Chordata; Mammalia; Rodentia; Sciuridae.